AGUAGAUCUGCAGGCUGCCAGGUUGGAGGAAAGGGCUUGAGGACUUGGACAGCACUGCCUCUGACUACGGGGAACAGCAGCCGUUUCCUUGAGCAGCCCCUUUCCUCCCACUUGGAGCACGGAGGCAUCAGAGCUUUGGGGAAAGGUCUCGUUGGCCACCGUUGGGAGGGUGGGGAGGUGUCAAGGAAUGCAAGAAGUCCUUAGGCAGGGACCACUGUUGGAGCAGCCUUGGGAAGCAUCAUUCCAGAGGAUACUGGGAUGCCUUCCUGGGUUAGGUUGAGGGUCUCAAAGACUGGAGAAGGAGCAGACAAGUUCUUUGUCCCCCAUCCCUUUUGGGCCCAACCUACAGCUCCUGUGCUCAUCCCAGAGUGACCCGAUGCUCCCGCUGCAAGGGGCCUUCUGCCUGUGCCAGUCUUCCCCAAUCGGUGGCCUCCACAAUCUGGGGCUACAUCCCUGCCAGCUGAAGAGAGGGAAGGGUGCUGCGGCCCAGCCCAGCGGAGGGACAUGGCCAGGAGCAGCUGAGCCAUGUCUCUCUGCCCCAAACAUCUUUGAACUGGUGGGGAAGACAGAUUCUGGGGAGGCCAACCUCACGUCCCUGGAACUGUUGCCCUUCUCUGCCGGGCUGGUGUGGUACUUCUCUGAUCCCGAGGCAGCCUGCCAGGCGGUGACCGACAGACGCUGGGCGACCGAGGUCCGUGCUUUCCAAGUCAGGUUCUUCAGUGGAAACCCGGCAGCUGGACCCACCCCAGAGAAAGUGGCGCGGCGGAUGCAGCUCAUGCAGAGACAUGUCAUCAAAAAAGAAGAGCCCUGUGCAGAAGUGGGCCAGAUCCUGGAAAACAGCAUGUCCGUUUCCCGCCACGUAGCACCGAAUCCAGCCGGGCAGGUGUUGGUGUUUCUCUCCUACCACGUGCUACGAGGAAGCUGCUUCCACGCACUUCCUCACCAGCACUACUUCUUGGACUAUAUUUUCCAGCACUAUAGCAAUGGGACUCAAAACCUCACUCUGGCAGGGCUGACCAAACUAAUGGUACAGUUGGAGGUGGGCCCUAAGGGAACACAUGAGAGCCAUGACCAUGGUGACCAUGACCACAGCGACCACACACAUGAUGGUGGGCACACACAUGAUGGCCAUGACCACAGUGGCCAUGCACAUGACCAUGACCACAGUGGCCACACACAUGGUGGAACCACACACGACCAUGGCCACAGUGACCAUGCACAUGGUGGACACACACAUGAUGACCAUGACCAUGAAGAUGCUACACACGAUCACCCAGAUAGUCAUGACCACGGAGACCACAAAGAUCACUCAGACCAUCACCACGGCAAUGAAACAGACCAUCACCACGGCAAUGAAACAGACCAUCACCACGGUAACGAAACAGAUCACCACCAUGUAGAGCCCCAUAGAAACAGAAGUGAAGGUUCUCUGGUGCGCUCAAAACGAAGUCCUUCUGGCUUGGAAGAACAAGACGUCCACCAGAACAUCUGGGAUACGGUCUGCCUGAGCCCCAGUGACAUCUUUAAGAUUUAUGGGAUCGAUGAUGCCACCGGAAUCACCCACCCAGAUUUCACCCGCCUGAGCCCAGCUCUGGUGCAGCAGAAACUCAGCAAAGCCUGCAGGGCCCCUCGGAAUGCCCCAGCAGAAGGGCACCUCACCACGGCCGAGAAGUACAUCUAUGGCUCGUUGGCCACGCUGGUCGUCUGCUUGUGUGCACUUUUUGGCAUUGUGGUUCUGCUCUGUACGACUUGCAUCAGCGCCUACCAAUAUGUGAUCCAAACCUUUGUCAGCCUGGCAGUAGGAUCACUCACCGGGGACGCCAUGCUGCACCUCAUCCCCAGGUUCUUGGGCCUCCAUUCUCACUCCCACAGUGAGGGCGAUGUCCAUGACCACCAUGAAGCUGAAGACCAUGACAAACUGUGGAAGCUCCUGGCUGUGCUAGGAGGUCUCUAUCUCUUUUUCCUCCUGGAGAAGUUCUUCAUCCUCCUGGGACAUUCACAUGGCGAGGAGGCCUCCGAAUCCAGCAAGGGCCACCAGUGUGACCACGGACUGUCCCUGCAGUUAUACCAAGACGAGAUGAAGAGGAGAAAGCAAGAGAAAGGAGCUUCAAACGCGGACCUGGUGUCCGGGGAAGAAACUGACUUCGGCCAGCAGUUGCGGAAGACAGAACUUGGUCGGGAACUCCGCAUGCUGCCGUACAUGAUCACCAUCGGAGACGCCAUCCACAACUUUGCCGACGGCCUGGCCAUCGGGGCUGCCUUCUCCUCCUCCUGGAAGACAGGGCUGGCCACCUCGCUGGCGGUCCUGUGUCACGAGUUGCCCCAUGAGCUGGGAGACUUUGCAGCUCUGCUGCACGCUGGGCUGAGCGUCAAGCGCGCAUUGCUGCUCAACUUCGUAAGUGCCCUCACAGCCUUCCUGGGCCUCUACAUCGCCCUCUCAGUGAGCACCGGGGAGGAAUUUGAGGCGUGGGUUUUCACAGUGGCCACUGGCCUCUUCCUCUAUGUGGCCUUGUGUGAUAUGCUUCCAGCCCUGAUGAACGUGAAGGACAAACGACCUUGGCUACUCUUCGGCUUGCAAAACUUUGGCCUUCUGGCUGGCUGGGCCAUCCUUCUGCUGCUUUCGCUUUUUGAGCACAAUAUCACAAUUUAAAUGCAGCACUCCUGUGGAUCAGGACCUGCCACACCUCAGCCUCCCUGCAACCCCCAGCAGACAUGGCUGACUCAGGGAUAUCCUUCACUAGACGGGAGAAAGGGGGUGCAGUGCUUGAGGGGCAAGUCAAGAUCCAGAGCUCAGCUCUGCACAAGCUGUUGGCAGAAGCAUUCGGAGACACCUGCCAGGCUUCACCUGAAGCUCGGCUGUCAAUCUCCCCUCUCCACACAUUUACUGUAAUUCCUCAAUUCUGGAAUUGGCUCUCAGACAUGACUUGGUCUGGUAGAGCCCUUAUGGCAGAAAAGAAUGAAGCCACGGCCAUGUGGAAGAGCUGUCCACUGCAGCACACAGAAAAGAAAGCCAUUCUAUAGAGCUUGACUCCCAGGUUUAAAUUCUAGGCCUUUUCCUCCUGACUUUCUGAGUCAGUGGAUACUUGGCCAUUCUCUUGGUGGCUUCUCUAACCUGGGAAUCCCUAGUUUCUGCCUUGCCAGCUUCAUUUCUUACACCAGCAUGCCCUGGAAGGAUGUCCAUCCUGUCUUCCCCUUCUAUUUAUUGUAUUUAUUAAAUCUUUUUUCACACAUACACCCCCCGGAUACUUAACACACACAGGAACUUGGGCCAAAAUGCACUUCUCCAAAUUCUGUUUUCCCUUCAGACCCUCAUUCCAGUGCAGCUUCUCACCAAGUGUAAGUGAACCUGGGAGAGAACUGAAAGCACACUCUUUUGAAUUCAUCCCCAGCCUACAGCUGCUGCACUGCAAAGAGAAUCAUGCAAGGAAAGUGAGCGACUUUCCUACCAAAAGGCUGCUUACACCCACUUAUGCUUGUCCAUAGUUUGCUCAACACCAAUUGAGGAGGCUUAUUAAAAUUUGGCCUCUGGAGGUUGGAGCUGGUACAGACAAGCGUGGGACCGAGGCAGUUUUGUGCACUAGUCCCAGCUGUGUAAAUCAAGAACAGGAAAAAAAUAUCUGCAACUCAGAGGCAGCAGGAGGAGCUUGGGGGAACAGGGUCUCAAGACCAGCCCUGCAUCUCAGCUGGUGGAGUGAGGGCAGAUUCCACCCUACAACAGCUGUCUCCAGUUUAGUGCCUCCCAGAGAUGGCGGGAAAGCUGCCAGUUGCAUUCCAGCCCAUCUGGAAGGUACCGUUAGGUAGUUGGCAUUGGUGGAGCAAGCUAUAGACUGGGCAGCUUCAGGGACCCAUUUUCUGACCGAGUCUAUUACGCAUAAGGGCACACGUUCAUCCUUUCUUUGCAAACAUCCCUAGAGUCAGGGAUUAGAGAGGGAGGCUGGCUCACAAACCCAGCUCAGGGGUAUACAGCCCACUCUGGAGUCGGGAGGGGGCUGUGGACACGCUGCAAGUCGAGCAGCGCGCUCACCCUACUUCACCGGUACCGAAACACACCACGCCAAGGUCUGGAGUCCUGGGCAGGCAGAUGGUGGGCUGCGGACGUAGACCUCGCAUAGCUUUUACAGCACCACGUCUCAUCGUUGCUAAAUAAAACCUACGGAUUCUGAGCAUUUCA
This is a messenger RNA of Python bivittatus (Burmese python), 4171 nucleotides long. It is a transcript of the gene SLC39A4, whose product is annotated as solute carrier family 39 member 4. Gene Ontology annotation, biological process: intracellular monoatomic cation homeostasis; zinc ion import across plasma membrane. Gene Ontology annotation, cellular component: plasma membrane. The record is from RefSeq and is a predicted model, not a curated record. Gene Ontology annotation, molecular function: zinc ion transmembrane transporter activity; monoatomic cation:bicarbonate symporter activity. Lineage: Eukaryota; Metazoa; Chordata; Lepidosauria; Squamata; Pythonidae.